AUGAAGGACUGGUGGGAAUCAUACUCAUUCAGUGGUUCAGCUAGCUUCGUUUUGGCUAAAAAGUUUCAAACUCUCAAAGAGAACAUAAAGGCUUGGAACAUAGACGUUUUUGGCAAGGUUGAUAGGCAGAUAGAAAGCAUCUUAGCGGAACUUGCUACUUUGGACAGCAUGACUGAUAAUGGGAGCAUCACUGAUCUUCAAACUGAGCGAAAGGUGCAGAUCCAACAUGAUUUUGAAGUUCUAGCAGAUAGAAGGAACAUGAUGUAUCUUCAAAAGAGUGGCAACUCUUGGAAUCUAGAUGGUGAUAGAAAUACGAAAUUCUACCACAAGAUUGUUAAAAUGAGGCGUAGAAGAAACACAAUUCACUCACUGAAAGUAAACGGGCAGCUGUCAAAGGAUAAAGAUCUCAUUAAGUCUUCCAUAACCAAGUACUUAUCCUCUUUGUUUGCGAAGACGACAUCUCCUAAGCCCUCUAUUGUUGGUAUGAAAUUUAAAACUCGAAAUUCAGCCAUAUCUUCUGGGCUGGAAUCUGAAAUUUUGGAAAGUGAUUGCUUAGCGGCUCUUAAAGGUUUGGGUCAAGAUAAGGCUCCCGGCCCCGAUGGAUUUCAGGUGGCAAUUAUCUUGAAAUGUUGGCAUUUUAUGGGGGGUGGUGUGCAAAUUGAUUUCGAAAAAGCUUUUGACCACAUCUCAUGGGAGUUUGUGGACGAAGUUUUGGAGAAGAUGGGGUUAGGCGGUCUUUGGAGGAGAUGGAUUCAGGGCUGCAUCUCCAAUACUCCUAUCUUUGUUCUUAUAAAUGGUUCGACUCACUCGAAAUUCAUCACAGGAAAAGGGCUAACUCAAGGUGAUCCGCUCUCUCCUUUUCUAUUCUUAAUAGUUUCCGAAACUUUAAAUAUUAUGUUUCAGUUAGGUCAUGAAAUGGGUCACUUGGGAGGGUUAGCAAUGGAUCAAAAUGGCUUUAAAAUUAGUCAUUUGCAAUAUGCAGAUGACACUUUGGUCUUCUUGGAUGAUUUUUACAGAACAAAUGGACUUUCUUAG
Molecule: messenger RNA, 1035 nt
Organism: Papaver somniferum (opium poppy)
Lineage: Eukaryota; Viridiplantae; Streptophyta; Magnoliopsida; Ranunculales; Papaveraceae
Exons: 2
Coding region: 1-1035 (344 amino acids)
Source: RefSeq, a predicted model, not a curated record